This is a messenger RNA of Astrephomene gubernaculifera, 1792 nucleotides long. Lineage: Eukaryota; Viridiplantae; Chlorophyta; Chlorophyceae; Chlamydomonadales; Astrephomenaceae. The record is from the annotation of a GenBank genome assembly.
CAGAGGCAGUAGCGGCCGCCACCCUCAAAUCGGCAGCGGUGGAGGCGGAGGAGGCGGCUCUUUUUCGCCUGUGCGUGGAGGUUGCAGAUGCCGAGGUGCAAGCGAGGAUGAGCAGUGGCGGCGGCGGCGGCAGCGGCAGCGGAAGCGGCUGUACGGCUGAUGCCUACGUGGGAGAACAAGGAUUCGAGCCCGGACUUCCGAGCUCACAGGAUGCCAUGUGGCGACGGCUGCGUUCGGAUUCCUGCGCCGUCUCGUCUCCUUUCGACGAGGACGCAGUCCCAAUGGGAGGACGCGGCAACAGUGUUUGGUUCGGGGCGUCAAGAUUUGGGUCGCAUGCUGCCGUGGCGCUGCCGGCGGCGGCUCCGGCGGACGCGACCCCCGGUAGCAAGUCACCGCUGUCGCCGCCGCCGACCUCCAAGGAAGCCGCUGCCGACGCGGACACCGUCAGCUCGGUCCUGCGGCAGCAUCAUACCUGUCAUGAGUUCAGCUCGGGAAGCGGCAGCGGCUGCGUCAUCGACAGCAUGCACAAAAUGCUCACAGGCCAGAUGGCGGCGCCGGCCUCUCCCAGCCCUUUCCUCACCGCCGCCUUCACGUGCGUUCCUCGUGCGGCGCCCACCCAUCAUUUCGAUGAUCAUCCCAGCAGCGGCGGCGACGGCGGUCGCAUUGGCGCCGCCGUCGGCGGCGGCACCUGCGGCGUGCUGACGCCGCAGCCAUCGCCGGCGCCGCCGACGAGGCUGGCGCUGACCCGCACGGGGAUGGCGGCGGCGACGGCGCCGCCGGCUGCGGGCCCGCUAGGCUCCCUGCCGCAGCCCCUGGAGCUGAGCUGGCAGGCCUCAGUGCACGUCGCCUGCAAGGGGUGGGUGCCGUACGCUGCUGCCGAACCUGCAUUGUCGUACCCAGAGAGUAUCGAACCGUCAUUAACGGAAGGUUCGCGCGACAGGGGCACGGGGGCGGAGCGUUCGGAGGUUGUACGGUCGCCGUCAUUGCUAGCGGGGCCGGCCGCAGACGCCACGGCUGGCGGCCGGGAGGGACAGCAAGCAUCAGAGCUAUCAGCGGCGGAGCGGGCGACGGCGCCGGAUCCAUUGGCGCGUGGUGACGUUGCGGUUGCCGCCGCGCCGGCGCCGCCGCGGAGCGGCGCUUGCGCCGACGGCGCUGACCCGUGGGUCGGCGGAGUGCUUAGUGGAGCCGGUGGUGCUGCGGGCGAGCUCCGCGUCCAGAUCGAAGAGCAGCGUACGGCACACGUGCCUUGUCGCUACAGGGUAAUCAGUGACACUCCUGGAUGUUAUGCUAUGUCGUCAGGGAAGGAGUUGCUGGCUGGGGAAGUCAGGUUUGCUAUUACUCGUAACGACGGCGCCUGUGUGACCCAUGGGUCAUCGGAGGCAUUUGCAGGCGUGGCGCUUAGCUUCGACAUUCCACCCAUGCUCGUACCCACCGUGCUGCGUCUGGAGCUCCUCCCCUGCACCGACCCUGUUACUCAAACGCCACCUCCGCCGUCCGCAUCAACAUCGUGGUCACAGCCACCGCUUCCCCUGGCCCCUAACACGCCGGCAUCUGACGCUACCCAAAUGGCCACGUCGAAGCGGCAACCAUCGCGGCCGCCGCCGCCGCCGCCGCUGCUGAGCUUGCCGCUGCUGGUGUUGCCGCCGCACGUGGUUUCGGAGGUCCAGGGGCUGGCGGCGGCGAUGCUGGCGGAUGCCGUACCGGGCGCGCCGUCAGAGCGCUUGCAUCAACUGGAGCAGCUGGCCACCGCCGCUGGUGCUGCUGCUGCCUCGGCUGGAGGAUUAGGAGCGAU